GAGAGAUACUCUGCAUCUUCAUCUCAGACAGUGUUUUGGGAAAAUACAAAAAUACUGUACAUAAUAGAAACGAGGGAAAACACCUCUGCCUUUCUUUUCUCUCAAAUGACAAGACACAAAAAAGUUUUUUUUUUUCAUACAGAGCUGUUCACAGACUAUGGGUAUGAGCUGAAAGGGUGAUUUGUCCAGGUGGGGAAGCAUUGACUGGCUCGCGCCACUCACUGAGAGACCUUGUGCGCGAGGAGUGCACCCUCCCUGUCUCUCUCUCUUUUCUUCCUUCUCCGCUCCAGCAGGCACCGGCUGGGCUUCUCCAACGACAAGCAAAAAUCGAGGGAAACGAGCGGGGAACAACAAUCGAGAGAAUACAAAGGGAAAACAGAGAGUGCGAUAGAGAGGGAGCGAGAGAAAGAGGGGUGAAAUACAUCGUUUCUCCCGGCUGUGGUCGCGGUCUCUGACACGCAAAACUGAGCCGCCUCACUGAAGCGGACUGUAGCGCGCGCAGGGCUGUGCGCUCCUUCAGCCAGCUAAUCUCGUGGACUAAAGGACCGCGCGCGGCGUUUCAAGACGGCCCGAUGCGGAGAUUCGGACCCGGAGCGGUUCUGAAGACGGAUUUUUAAAAGCGGCCGCGCCUCUCCCCAACACACCGAGCUCCGCCGUUUCCAGGACGUCUGUUUUUAUUCACGCUGCUACACGCCACCAGGAUUAAUAUGCUGAGAGGAGACAAUUAGCCGAAGAGCAAAGACAUGGCUGAGAGGCACCAGGAUUCUCAGAGUGAGCUUUGACAGAAUGGUCGACUGCAUCAGCAAAGUCAUGCUGCACACGGCUAUCUCAUGCUGGCAACCGUUCCUGGGGCUGGCCCUCGUCCUCGUCUUCGUCGGCUCCGCCCUCGGGUGCCCCGCCCGGUGCGAGUGCUCCGCCCAGAGCAAGUCCGUCAUCUGCCACCGCAAGCGCCUGCUGGCCAUCCCCGAGGGCAUCCCCAUCGAGACGCGCGUCCUGGACCUGAGCAAGAACAAGCUGCGGAGCGUCAACCCCGACAACUUCUCCUCCUUCCCGCAGCUGGAGGAGCUGGACCUCAGCGACAACAUCAUCGGCUCGGUGGAGCCGGGCGCCUUCAACGCCCUGGUCAACAUGCACAGCCUCAGCCUGAAGAGCAACCGCAUCAAGCUGAUCCCGCUGGGCGUGUUCACCGGGCUGGCCAACCUCACCCUGCUGGACAUCAGCGACAACAAGAUCGUCAUCCUGCUGGACUACAUGUUCCAGGACCUGCACAACCUGAAGGUGCUGGAGGUCGGGGACAACGACCUGGUGUACAUCUCGCACCGGGCCUUCAGCGGCCUGCUGGGCCUGGAGAGCCUGACGCUGGAGCGCUGCAACCUGACCAUGGUGCCCACUGAGGCCCUGUCGCACCUGCACAACCUGGUGACGCUGCGCCUGCGGCAGCUCAACAUCGCCGUGCUGCACCCCAACUCCUUCCGCAAGCUGUUCCGCCUGCGGCACCUGGAGAUCGACAGCUGGCCCGCCCUGGACAGCUUCCCCGCCGACACCCUGCAGGGGCUCAACCUGACCACGCUGUCCGUCACCAACACCAACCUGUCCGCCUUCCCCUACCAGGCCUUCCGCCACCUGCCGUACCUGACGCACCUCAACCUGUCCUUCAGCCGCAUCGCGCACGUCCAGGGGGGCAUGCUGGCGGAGCUGGGGAGGCUCCGCGAGCUGCACCUAGUGGGGGCGGGGCUGCUCGCUAUCGAGCCCUACGCCUUCCAGGGCAUGCGGUCGCUGCGCGUCCUCAACGUCUCGCACAACCAGCUGGACACCCUGGAGCGCUCGGCCUUCCAGGCCCCGGAGGUGCUGGAGAAGCUCCUGAUCGACGGGAACCCGCUGGUGUGCGACUGCCGGCUCAUGUGGCUCCUGCAGAGGCGGCACUCCAUCCAGUUCGGCGAGGCCCAGCCCGAGUGCGGCACGCCCGAGGGCGUGCGCGGGCGCCCCUUCCGCGAGUUCAAGGAGUCGCUGCUGUCCUACUACGUGACCUGCACCAAGCCGCGCAUCCGGCAGAACAAGACCCAGCUGCUGUUCGUGGACGAGGGCCAGCCGGCCCGGCUGUACUGCAGCGCGGACGGCACGCCCCGCCCGACCGUCACCUGGCUCACCCCGCGCCAGCGCCACGUCACCUACAAGAGCAGCGGGCGGGUGGCGGUGCACGCCAGCGGCACGCUGGAGAUCAAGGUGUCCGAGGUGCACGACAGCGGCGUGUACGUGUGCGUGGCCAGCAACGCGGCGGGCAACGACAGCCUGUCGGCCUCGCUGGCCGUCAAGAGCCUGGGGAUCAGCGACAGGUCGCUUUACGCCAACAGGACCUCUCAGUACUACACUGAGCCCAACAGCACCGCCACCAACGGCACCAACCUCUUCAACAUGACCUUUGGCCUGGACCUAAAGACCAUUUUGGUGUCCACCGCCAUGGGCUGCUUCACCUUCCUGGGCGUGGUCCUCUUCUGCUUCCUGCUGCUCUUUGUGUGGAGCCGCGGGAAGGGGAAGCACAAAAGCAACAUCGACAUCGAGUACGUGCCGCGCAAGUCCGCCGGGGCGGCGGCCGAGGGCGCGGAGCAGGCCGGCCCCCGCCGGGUCAACAUGAAGAUGAUUUAAAGGGCGCCCAGGGCCCAGACAGGGGUAAACUAACGAGUGAUGGGGAAAAAAAAUGGGGAUGGCAGCCUGGAAUGACUACUGCCCCCCACAGGCUGGGAGGACAAAU
Anguilla rostrata (American eel) is the source of this 2749-nucleotide messenger RNA. It is a transcript of the gene lingo2b, whose product is annotated as leucine rich repeat and Ig domain containing 2b. The transcript has 4 exons. The coding region runs from base 787 to 2643 and encodes 618 amino acids. Lineage: Eukaryota; Metazoa; Chordata; Actinopteri; Anguilliformes; Anguillidae. Gene Ontology annotation, cellular component: extracellular matrix. Gene Ontology annotation, molecular function: protein binding. The record is from RefSeq and is a predicted model, not a curated record.